Glarea lozoyensis ATCC 20868 is the source of this 1611-nucleotide messenger RNA. RefSeq names its product alpha/beta-Hydrolase. Lineage: Eukaryota; Fungi; Ascomycota; Leotiomycetes; Helotiales; Helotiaceae. The record is from RefSeq and is a predicted model, not a curated record. Gene Ontology annotation, molecular function: epoxide hydrolase activity. Gene Ontology annotation, biological process: epoxide metabolic process. The coding region runs from base 1 to 1611 and encodes 536 amino acids. The transcript has 3 exons.
AUGGGUUCUCUUGGUACUACAAGCAAAGGGAAAGGGAAGGAGAGGAUGGUUGAACCAGAGAUGAUCAUUUCGCCAGGAAGUGGAAUAGGUUCAAGUGGAGAAGCUAGAGAGGGAGGGGAGCAGGAUCAGGAAUGGGAAGUCAAGCCGUAUAAAAUUCAUGUUUCGAGCAAAUACCUUACUCUUACUCACAAGAAGUUGGAGUUGACAAGACUGCCUCAUGAAUUGCUGGUUCCAAAAGAGAGGGAGAGGGAAUACGGUGUUCCCAAGAGUGAAAUAGAACCACUAAUAGAUUUUUGGACAGAAACAUAUUCAUGGCGAGAGCAAGAAGCAUAUCUGAACAUCAGAGUGCCUCAGUUUCGUGUUGCUCUGCCUUUACCAGCGAGCUCAAGUCCACCACUUCGCGUUCAUUUCGUUCACCUCAAAUCCCAACACAGUAACUCCGUCCCGUUACUCGUCGUUCCUAGCUUUCCAGUUACGAACCUCAGUCUCACGCAAAUAUUUGAGCCUCUGACGAACCCUCCAAAUCCUAGAAGCGAGCAACCAUUCCAUAUUGUUGUCCCUUCGAUACCUGGGCUAGGUUUCAGCGACCCAUUUUCCGUUCCAGAAGCGGAAAAGGACGUGAUGAGGCAUACCGCAGGUCUGUUCGAUGCACUGAUGAAUCGACUUGGAUACGAAUUUUAUCUAGUUACAGCAACCGGAAGCGGAAUAUCAAGUGCUGCAGCUGUAGAUUAUCACCUGCCCCGAAUUAUCGCAGAAACAUUUCCAGAAAGAUGUUUAGGCGCGCACUUGCUCGACCCUGUCGCCGAAGUACCAAGGGUUGCGAAAGAACCUGUCUUAUGGGCGAAAUGGAAUGUCGCGAAAUUCUUUCACGCAAAUGCUUUCGGUUAUACUGGAGAGGAUUGGAAAGCUCUGAAAACAUACGAAGCGAAGGCAAGAGCCGCCAAAUCGACGAAUGGAGCCGAUCGACUUCCUUCGAAGCGAAGACGAGAAGUCAAAGGAUAUGGCGUUAUGAGUGCGCUUGGCCUGCGGGAGCCUAACACCUUAUCAUAUGCUCUAUGCGACUCACCUGUGGGACUGUUGAGUGUUGUUUGCAGUACGCUCAGGAAAAGAAGUCCAUCGCAUCAGCUGAGUGACACACAGAUCAUCGAUCUUACACAGCUUGCCUGGUUACCGGGUGUAGAAGCUGGCGCAAGAUUCUGGUCGACAGCAGUGAAAGAAGCGGCGAACGAAGUAAAGAAGUCUGCGUCCAGAACACGGGUUGCAAUUACAGUGUUUGGUGUGGAUGGACUUGAUUCACGUGGUUAUCUCUGUCCGGCUUGGACUUUCAAUAGACACGAUGUGGUGUUUACUCAAAGAAUACCUGGGAAGCCUGGGUUGGUUCCAUUUGAGAGGAUAGAUGUAGUGGUGGCUGGUAUUCGAGGACUGGCUAUGGAGAUAAAGAGGUUCGAUCCGAGAAUAGUGGUCUCACCGUUAGAAGAAGCUGUCGUCCCUAAGACCGUCCAUGAAGUGGCUACCCCCGAUGAAGAUGGGCAUGGUAUGCAGCUAGAAGUUGAAAGUCCUGACACUGUGGUCGCUUUUGAGACAACUCGUUCAUCUCGGGGCCGCCCCUGA